Messenger RNA from Rhipicephalus sanguineus (brown dog tick), 969 nucleotides. RefSeq lists its product as uncharacterized. The record is from RefSeq and is a predicted model, not a curated record. NCBI's taxonomy places the organism in Eukaryota, Metazoa, Arthropoda, Arachnida, Ixodida, Ixodidae. The transcript has a single exon. The coding region runs from base 1 to 969 and encodes 322 amino acids.
AUGCUGGGCAUACGCAACCUGUCUUCGCACAAGCUCGACCCCUCAGAAAUACGUCUCCUCAGCCGUGGCCUGAACUUCAACGUGGGUUACCGACCCAGCCUCGAAAGAAUGACGUGUGCUGUAGAGCAAGCGGUGCGACUUGUUGACCCCCCUCUACGAGACGCGGCACGGUCACGCGCCAUCGGGGUACUCUCGAAGCUGUCAAGCUCUAAGACUGACAUGCUACUCGUUGCUGAGAAGACAUCGUUGCGAAGACUUCAGCAGAAUAAGGACAUAGUUAUCCUACCCGCAGAUAAAGGGUACGCUACGGUUAUUCUUGACCGCUCGGACUACGUCUCCAAGAUGACGUCGUUGCUCGAAGAUGAAGCGACCUAUGCUAAGGUGAGCCGGGACCCAACGAAGAAGAUAGAGUCAGAGCUUCAGAAGCUACUCACGGAGAUGUUCAAACUUGUGCCACCAGAAAGCAAGUACUUGUACUACAAGUUACUUUGCCAUAAUGGGUCGGCACCUGCAGUCUACGGUUUACCGAAGGUCCACAAGCCCGAGGUCCCCCUCCGACCAAUCGUUGACUUCACGCGUUCUCCGUUGUACGAAUUAUCCGGCUAUCUUCACCGCGUCCUGCGCCCCUUGGUUGGAAACACACCUACCUAUGUGAGGGAUUCCGCACAUUUCAUUGAAAUUCUUGGAGGUGUCACCGUCGACGACGACGAGGUGAUGGUGUCCUUUGACGUUAAGUCAAUGUUUACAUGCGUAACCGUCGAUUACACGGUCCGGUGUUGCAAGGUCCUACUCGACAAUGAUGCAUCUCUGCCUUCACGUACGCCCUUUGAGAUGGAGGACCUAUGCCGGCAGCUGGAAUUCUGCAUGAAAAACAUGUAUUUUAUUUACAACGGACAUUUUUACAAGCAGCAGUUCGGAACAGCAAUGGGGGCUUCUGUGUCUGUGGCCUGUGCAAACAUCGCCUUCUAA